AUGAGAGACAGACAGUAGAUAGGAAAAGGCAAAAGUAGAUGAGACAUAGAGGAAAUAAAAGAGGAGGAGAAACCAGGUGAAGAACAGAGGCAAAACCUGCCAAGGAGGAACAGAUGAACACAUGAAUGAGGGGAGUUUGUGAAACAUUUGGAUUUAAAUGAUCUUCAACUUCAUCCCUCUCUCCAUCUGACUGCUGGCAUCUGUGGUAACGGACCUGAUUAAGGGAUGACUUCAGUACCUGGUUGACUAGGCUUUGUAUAAGGUGAGAGGAGCGCAGGAUCACCAGGCGGAGGGCGCCUCCUCACCUGUUGAUUCUUUCCCCUCCAUUUGCCUCACGUUCCUGAUCCCUGCGCACACGGACCAUCUCUCACCAUCUCACGGUUUUCAUCUCUGGGCUUCACUGUGAGGACGGCGACGUCACAGACUGCCAAUGCUGAGGAGGAACUGUCUUCUGCUGUUCCUGUGCUUCCUGUUUGAAGAGAGCUUCUUUUCUCCCCUCCACUCACCACCACAGCCACAGAGCAGGCUAAGUAAGGAGCGGGACUGGGGCCUGGCAAGGCCGUCUUCAGCAGUGCACAAUGGGCGGUCUGGGUUCCAGAGGGUUAAGAGGGGCUGGGUUUGGAACCAAUUCUUUGUGCUGGAGGAGUACAUGGGCUCUGAUCCCCAGUAUGUGGGCAAGCUACACACUGACCUGGAUAAAGGGGAGAGUGCGGUGAAGUACACUCUCUCAGGGGAGGGGGCAGGGACCAUCUUCACUAUCGACCAGACCACUGGGGACAUCCAUGCCUUACGGAGUCUGGACCGGGAGGAGAAGCCUUACUACACACUCCGUGCCCAGGCUGUGGACCUUGAGACCAACAAACCUCUGGAGCUUGAGUCUGAGUUCAUUAUCAAGGUCCAAGACAUCAACGAUAAUGAGCCGAAAUUCCUGGAGGGGCCUUAUAGUGCCAGUGUCCCUGAGAUGUCCCCAGUGGGUACAUAUGUGAUGAAAGUGACAGCCACGGAUGCAGAUGACCCUACAUAUGGCAACAGUGCCCGAGUGGUGUACAGCAUUCUACAUGGUCAACCAUACUUUUCUGUGGACCCUAAGACAGGUGUGAUACGUACAGCUUUGCCCAAUAUGGAUCGGGAAGUAAAGGAACAGUACCAGGUUCUGAUCCAGGCCAAAGACAUGGGAGGCCAGUUGGGGGGUCUGGCUGGGACAACCACUGUCAACAUCACCCUGAGCGACGUCAACGACAAUCCACCCAGGUUUUCCAAAAGUAUUUUUCACCUGAGGGUCCCUGAGUCUUCAGCUGUGGGGUCUGCAGUGGGCCGGAUCAAAGCUCAUGAUAUGGAUAUAGGAAAAAACGCCGAGGUGGAGUACAACAUUGUCCCCGGUGACGGAGGAGUCAUGUUUGACAUCACCACCAAUGAGCACAAUCAGGAGGGUAUCAUAAUCCUCAAACGGCCUCUGGACUAUGAGACGAAAAAAGCCUAUACGUUUAAAGUGGAGGCAUCCAACGCCCACCUGGAUCCUCGCUUCCACAGCUUCGGCCCGUUUAAGGACACGGCGACGGUCAAGAUUAACGUGCUGGAUGUGGACGAGCCGCCUGUCUUUAGCAAGCCCUCCUAUGUAAUGGAAGUGUAUGAGGACACGCCGGUGGGCAUUAUUAUAGGAGCCGUGACCGCACAGGACCUGGAUGCAGGGAGCAGCCCUGUCAGAUAUUCCAUUGACUGGAAGAGUGACCUGGACAGCUUUUUUGACAUUGACCCUGUGGAGGGAACCAUCUCCACUAAUGAACUGCUGGACAGGGAGAGUAUCUCACAGCACAACAUCUCCGUGGUGGCGACUAAAGCUAACAACCCCGUUUUGACGAGCAGAGUGGCUGUCACUGUGCAUGUGCUGGACAUCAAUGAGUUUCCCCCAGAGCUAGCGACUCCCUAUGAAACGUUUGUGUGUGAAAAUGCCAAAGUAGGACAGGUGAUUCAGAGUAUCAGUGCUAAGGACCAGGAUCUGCCACCUGCAGGUCAAAAGUUCUCCUUCAGAUCCCCUCAAGAGGGGGUGAAAACCAAGAACUUUACAAUUAGGGACUUUGGAAACAACACAGCAGGGAUAGUGACACUACGUGGAGGUUUCCGCCGGCGCUCUCGGGAGCUUUAUUAUCUACCAGUUGUGAUUGAGGACAGUGGCUACCCAGUCCAAAGCAGCACCAACACGCUGACCAUUCGCGUCUGUGGCUGCGAUUCGGCCGGAUUCCUACUCACCUGCAACGCUGAGGCCAUCUUCCUCCCUGUGGGCCUGAGUACGGGAGCACUCAUUGCUAUCCUGCUCUGCAUCGUCAUACUGCUGGUGAUUGUGGUGCUUUAUGUGGGGGUCCGACGCCAGAAGAAAAAAGAGACGCUGAUGACAUCCAAAGAAGACAUCCGUGACAAUGUUAUCCACUACGAUGAUGAAGGGGGUGGAGAGGAAGACACUCAUGCCUUUGAUAUGGGCACAUUGCGUAACCCCAAGGCCAUCAAAGAGAACCUGUUCCGUCGGGACGUCAAACCCGAGGUCAGGCCGGUGCCACGGCAACCACCACCUCCAACCGCAACCUCCUCAUCUCAAGACAAUGCAGACGUCUGCAACUUCAUACACCAGCGCCUGCAGGAGCAUGACAGAGACACCUUAGCCCCGCCCUACGACUCAUUGGCCACCUACGCUUAUGAGGGUGAGGGCUCAGUGGCUGAAAGCCUCAGCUCCAUCGAGUCUCUGCCUGGGGAGGCAGAUGAAGACUAUGAUUACCUCAAUGAAUGGGGGCCUCGGUUUAAAACACUUGCAGGGAUAUUUGGAGAGCGCUCAGAGAGCCAAUCCGAUAUAACCUCCUCCACAACCACAAUAAUGAUGACUGAAAACAAACAUUGA
Molecule: messenger RNA, 2887 nt
Organism: Chanos chanos (milkfish)
Lineage: Eukaryota; Metazoa; Chordata; Actinopteri; Gonorynchiformes; Chanidae
Product: cadherin-12-like
Exons: 12
Coding region: 431-2887 (818 amino acids)
Biological process (GO): cell morphogenesis; multicellular organism development; cell migration
Cellular component (GO): catenin complex; plasma membrane; adherens junction
Molecular function (GO): beta-catenin binding; calcium ion binding; cadherin binding
Source: RefSeq, a predicted model, not a curated record